AUGCCGGCUGCCCCAAGACAAGCGGGUGGACGACGUCCCAAGAACGCCGUUCGCACCGGCAGCAUCCACGAUGUGUCUGCAGCCGAUUCUCGCUGCGGCAUGGAGGACAAUGCAAGAACUCCGCCUGAACCGGCAACAUCCACGAUGCGGCCAGCAGCCGCCUCUCGCUGCGGCGUGGACGAUGCAAGAACCCCGCUUGCACCAGCAGCAUCCGCGAUGGGUCCAGCAGCCGCCUCUCGCUGCGGCGUGGACGACGCAAGAACCCCGCUUGCACCAGCAGCAUCCACGAUGGGUCCAGCAGCCGCCUCUCGCUGCGGCAUGGACGACGCAAGAACCCCGCUUGCACCAGCAGCAUCCACGAUGAGUCCAGCAGCCGCCUCUCACUGCGGCGUGGAGGACGAUGCCAGAACCCUGCUUGCUCCGGCAGCAUCCCCGAUACGACCUGCCACCUCCUAUCUCUGUUGGGCAAAAGGGUUGUGCGACCACACUGCAUCCAGCUGCAUCUCUCUUGCGACCUGCGGCAUCCUGGCACGGCAGGACAACGGCUGCCAGGACGCCACACGCACCGGGACCGGCAGCAAACACAUUGCACCUGCCUAG
This is a messenger RNA of Symbiodinium sp. CCMP2592, 600 nucleotides long. The record is from the annotation of a GenBank genome assembly. NCBI's taxonomy places the organism in Eukaryota, Dinophyceae, Suessiales, Symbiodiniaceae.